This is a messenger RNA of Amborella trichopoda, 1672 nucleotides long. RefSeq names its product 26S proteasome regulatory subunit 6A homolog. Gene Ontology annotation, molecular function: ATP binding; ATP hydrolysis activity. Lineage: Eukaryota; Viridiplantae; Streptophyta; Magnoliopsida; Amborellales; Amborellaceae. The record is from RefSeq and is a predicted model, not a curated record.
UUCGAGUGAGACAGGAAGGCUUAACGAGAGAGAAAAGUGUGAACCCUAAAGAGAGAAACAGAGGCAAAUUCAAAAGUUUAUCUCCUGAAGUUUUCUUUGUCCAUACUCUAUAACCAUGGCUACCUCUGCUCCCGAAGAUAGCAUGUUCGAGGAUGAUGAUAUCGCUUCCAUGUCGACCGAAGACAUUAUCAGGAGCUCUCGACUCCUCGACAACGAAAUCCGCAUCUUUAAGGAUGAGUUACAGAGAACGAAUCUGGAGUUGGAGACGUUCAAGGAAAAGAUAAAGGAGAACCAGGAGAAGAUCAAGCUGAACAAGCAACUCCCAUACCUUGUCGGUAACAUAGUCGAGAUUUUGGAAAUGAAUCCAGAGGAUGAUGCCGAAGAGGAUGGUGCAAAUGUUGACCUAGAUUCUCAGAGGAAGGGAAAGUGUGUUGUACUUAAAACAUCAACACGUCAGACCAUAUUUUUACCUGUUGUUGGGCUCGUAGAUCCUGACAAGCUAAAGCCUGGUGACUUGGUUGGGGUGAAUAAAGACAGUUACCUGAUAUUGGAUACUUUGCCGUCUGAGUAUGAUUCGCGUGUUAAGGCUAUGGAAGUUGAUGAAAAGCCUACUGAAGAUUACAAUGACAUAGGAGGUCUUGAGAAGCAGAUUCAAGAACUCGUUGAGGCUAUUGUUUUACCUAUGACCCACAAGGAAAGGUUUCAGAAAUUGGGAAUUCGUCCCCCCAAAGGAGUUCUUCUCUAUGGACCUCCUGGAACGGGAAAAACUCUAAUGGCACGGGCAUGCGCUGCUCAGACAAAUGCUACUUUUCUGAAGCUUGCAGGUCCCCAAUUAGUUCAGAUGUUCAUUGGUGAUGGAGCAAAGCUUGUGCGUGAUGCAUUUCAACUUGCUAAAGAGAAAUCCCCAUGCAUCAUUUUCAUAGAUGAGAUUGAUGCAAUAGGAACAAAACGAUUUGACAGUGAAGUGAGUGGUGAUCGAGAGGUUCAGCGCACAAUGUUAGAAUUGCUAAAUCAGCUUGACGGUUUCAGCAGUGAUGACCGGAUAAAGGUCAUAGCAGCAACCAAUCGAGCAGAUAUUCUUGACCCGGCUCUUAUGCGUUCGGGUCGUCUAGAUCGCAAGAUCGAGUUCCCUCACCCAACUGAAGAAGCUAGGGCCAGAAUCUUGCAGAUACAUUCGAGGAAAAUGAAUGUGAAUCCUGAUGUGAAUUUUGAAGAGCUUGCACGUUCUACUGAUGAUUUCAAUGGAGCACAGUUGAAAGCUGUUUGUGUCGAAGCCGGCAUGCUUGCAUUACGACGAGAUGCAACUGAGGUUAUCCAUGAAGAUUUCAAUGAAGGGAUCAUUCAAGUUCAAGCCAAGAAGAAGGCGAGCCUAAACUACUAUGCGUAGUUUGGAAAAAAAAUGUUCUCAAGUACUGCUGUCUGAGAGAGCAUUGGUUUUCUAAAUGUUUCCCCUCAUUUUCUAUCCCCAAGCACACCUGCACAUGCACACAUAUAUUAUCAUCCAUUCGCCUGGACACGGGCAUCUAUCUAAAGAUCAGUAGAAGUUGGUAUCAGUAGUGACUGAUCAUUAAAUGUAAUUGAUCUUUUAAUUUAAUAUAAUAUAAUAGGUCUUUCGAAAAUAAUGUAAUUUUUUGUUAAGAUUCUUUACGAAAAGGGUAUUUAUGGUUUUGAA